Messenger RNA from Ziziphus jujuba (common jujube), 939 nucleotides. RefSeq lists its product as uncharacterized. The transcript has a single exon. NCBI's taxonomy places the organism in Eukaryota, Viridiplantae, Streptophyta, Magnoliopsida, Rosales, Rhamnaceae. The record is from RefSeq and is a predicted model, not a curated record. The coding region runs from base 183 to 698 and encodes 171 amino acids.
AUGAAAAAGAAAAAAAAAAAAAAAUGCUCCGGUGGAGGUUUUAAGGAGGUUUAAGCAGCCAUGGGAGGUGUCUUCUCCUCAAACCCUAGUGAUACCUACAACGUAGACUAUCCUCAUCAAACUCAAAAAUUCCCGGAAAAUCUCAGCAGCCCAAUUCAUCUCAAGCCUCAAGAAAGCUAAGCAUGUCCUCUACAGAUUCUAAAACCACCGAAUCCCCAGAAAAUUCGACACUGGAUUUGGAUCCCCAAAUCCAAGCGAAGUCUCCAGAAGAAGGAAAACCACAGGAAGAUCCAGGUCAAUCUGAGAAGGUCGGUGACAAAGGAGGAGAAGAUCAAGUAGAUGAAGGUGAGGACGAGGAGGAGGGAGAGUGUGGGUUUUGUUUGUUCAUGAAAGGUGGGGGAUGCAAAGAAAGUUUUGAAGCCUGGGAACAGUGCAUGGUAGACGCGGAGAAGAACAAGGAGGAUGUCGCACAGAAGUGCUUUGAGAUUACUGGUGCUCUGAAGAAGUGCAUGGAGGCUCAUAGCGAUUACUAUGAGCCCUUACUGAAAGCGGAGAAGGCGGCGGAGGAAGAGGCCAUCAAGGAAUUGGAGAGAGAGAAAGAGAGAGAAGCGGCGGCAUUGAUCUCUUCGGAGCAAAAUGCAGGUACUGAGAGUUCAGAAAGCCAAGGGAUUUUUGAUGAUAAUAAGCGAGACGGCUAGCGGGUUUGAUGUUUAUUGAUUUUUCUCUGUUAAUUUGAUAUUAAAAAAAAAAAAAAAGAAAAAAAAAAGAAAAAAAAGAUUAUUUUGAGGCAAGAAACCUUUGAAAGAUGAAAACAAAUGUUUAAGCCGGUACCACGGUUUUGUGGUCAGAAUAAACCCGAUGAUGAAAAACUCAGUUUUGAAUCACACAUUGACAGUGGGAUGCUCACAUUAAUUGAAUAAGAUAAUUGUUUUUUAUUUA